GUUUUCUGUUAUUUUUAUAGCAGCGAACAGAGCUCAGAGAAAAUGCAGCCUUUCGGCUCAGCUUCAGAGUGCAUUCCAUGGUUUGUGGUCCUCAUCAUCGAAUGUCUGGCCAUAGUCAUCCUUAAUAUCAUCACCAUUGUGAUUUUUGUGAAGAAGAAGCGUCAGCUACAGCGGCGGAGUACAUAUUUGAUCAUCCAUCUGGUGAUAGUCGAUCUCUUAGCGGGCGCAGUCUCUGGGCCGCUAAUGAUUGAAAAAGUUGUAACGUUGUUUUGUCCGCUAUGGAAGUACAGACGAGAGACUCUUUGGUCUUAUUAUCUAUUUACUGUAUUUACACAGCUAUUCCCGUUCACUUCCCUUGUAAAUCUUAUGGCUAUUUCCUUAGAACGGCUACACGCAACAUUUUGUCCAUUCAGGCAUCGCUUUGUGAGGAAAUGGGUUUAUAGAGCCAUAAUUAUUGUCAUUUGGUUAAUACCUAUUGUUAGAGUAGCCGCUUUAAUUUUCUUGUUGAAAAUUGGUUAUUUCGAGGUAAUUAAUGCUUACUUGUUUCUCCUAUUUUACGCAGUUUCUCUAUUUGUUAUCUGUGUAUCUUACAUCCUCGUUGUUAUCAAAGUACGAUGUAGUCGUCAUCCUCAAUUCCGUUCUGGGUCCAAAAGAGAAAGAAAACUGACGGGUACUGCGCUUAUCGUCUCACUUGUAUCGUUACUUUGUUUUCUACCAGCGAUAAUAUAUUUAGCAUAUCUUGGCUUUUCCUCCACUUAUUUCAUAAAUGUUCAUAUUAAGAUGGCUGUGCAAGUUCUAUUCUUAGCUAACUCACUUGUAAAUCCUAUAAUUUACGCUCUUCGGAUGCCAGGAUUCAGAGAAGGUUUAUUACAGCUAGUUUACAGGGUCCAGACAUUUCUAACGUCCCAGCAAACCUACCACUUCGUAACCUUAGAAGAGUGUAGAUUAAAGGUAAGAAAACUACUAGCAUUUCCAUUUUUUGUUUUGGUUUCCAUUAAAAUCUUAACGCUUGUAAAAAAAAAAUACGCUGGUGGUCUACGCACAGAUAAUUUAUACAGUAUAGUUUUGCCUUUAAAUAAAAACAGUUUAAUCAACUUUCUAUGGGCCCAACGUUGUGAUCAUUUGCAUGACAGCGUGAACCAAAAUAAAUGUGACUUUUAACAAAUCCGAGAUGAAUAACUUAGAGGGACUCUCCCACCCCCUCCCCCACCCACAUUGAUUGUGUGAACACGGAAAACAAUUUUUUUGGUUUUAUUGAAGAGCACUAUGCGCAAAGGAAAGCAAUUCAAAAAUGUGUGA
Messenger RNA from Pocillopora meandrina, 1299 nucleotides. The record is from the annotation of a GenBank genome assembly. Lineage: Eukaryota; Metazoa; Cnidaria; Anthozoa; Scleractinia; Pocilloporidae.